Cryphonectria parasitica EP155 is the source of this 1062-nucleotide messenger RNA. RefSeq lists its product as uncharacterized. The coding region runs from base 40 to 1062 and encodes 340 amino acids. Gene Ontology annotation, molecular function: arylformamidase activity. The record is from RefSeq and is a predicted model, not a curated record. Lineage: Eukaryota; Fungi; Ascomycota; Sordariomycetes; Diaporthales; Cryphonectriaceae. The transcript has 3 exons.
UGGCUUCCUAAUUGCUCUCAACUCAAUCCCAACUCUGCAAUGUCGAUUCCAGACUUUGACCAUCUCCCGGCUGUGGAGGGAAUGCCACAAGGCUGUGCAUGGGGCGUCUUCGACAAGGACGGAAAGAAAGACCUCCUGGGCACGCUCAAUCUUCUCACCCCGGCUGUGGUCGCUGCUGCGGCUGCCGAGGUCAAGGACGGGGUGUCUAUAUCAUUGAACUGGCCGCUCAAUGGCAUCAAGAUACCCAUCCCAGGGCGUAAAGCGCCUGUCCAUAAAUUCAUAUCCUUCUUGACUCCCAACGAGCUGACUCCCUCGACAUGUCAUGGCUGGGACGACGAGCUGGAGUUCAACACCCAGUUCAGCAGCCAGUGGGACAGCCUGUGCCACAUGCAGCAUCAGCCGUCAGGCCUGGCUUACAACGGGACCAAGGUCACUCUUGACGGCUUGUCCUCGCCCCAGACAAGCGCUGAGAACUCGCUGCCGACUCUCGACCACUGGCACGCCCACGGCGGACUCGUGGGCAGAGGCGUCCUGAUCGACUUCAAGGGCUACAUGGACGCUCAAAACAAGCCUUACCACUGCCUCGAUGGGUACCGCAUCACAGUCGAGGACAUCGAGAACGUGGCCAGGCACCAGAAGGUUGAGUUCCGACAUGGGGACAUCUUGAUCAUCCGGACCGGCGUUACGGAGAUCUUUGAGAAUCUUACACCUGAAGACCUUGCCAAGCUGCAGCAGUUCAGGCUGUCUGGGCUGCACGGUUCCGAGGACACGGCGAGGUGGGUCUGGAACAGGCAUUUUUCUGCGGUGGCGGGAGAUAGCUCGUCGUUUGAAGCUUUUCCUCCGCUCAAGGCAGAUGGCACAGAAGGUUCUGUCGGUGAUCUCGCAGUAUUGCAUCAAUAUUUUCUCGCAAUGUUUGGUCUGCCUAUCGGAGAGCUCUGGGAUCUCAAAGCCCUUUCUGCGUAUUGCAGGAAGACUGGAAGAUACAGUUUCAUGUUGACCUCGGCGCCGUUAAACCACCCAGGUCUCGUGGCCUCUCCGCCGAAUGCGCUAGCUAUCUUCUGA